Alternaria rosae is the source of this 2237-nucleotide messenger RNA. RefSeq lists its product as uncharacterized. Bases 183 to 2114 code for a protein of 643 amino acids. NCBI's taxonomy places the organism in Eukaryota, Fungi, Ascomycota, Dothideomycetes, Pleosporales, Pleosporaceae. The transcript has 2 exons. Gene Ontology annotation, cellular component: mitochondrion. Gene Ontology annotation, molecular function: (3R)-hydroxyacyl-[acyl-carrier-protein] dehydratase activity. The record is from RefSeq and is a predicted model, not a curated record.
AGCGCGUAGUAUAUGAAGACUGGCAAAUGUCAGAGGUGAGCAAUGGUUGUUAUAGGUGAAGUGCCGAGCUACGUAUACGUGAUGGGCAUUCAAACGGUCAUGUCGCCUACGUCAUUAAGCCGCCAAGACUUCGAGGAUAGCAUCUGUGGCGGGUCUUGCGAUGUCCACAGACCUUCUCCCCAAUGCUGCUCCGGACGCCGUGCGCACGUCGGAUCGCCUGGGUUAACGCAAAUCGCACGCAAUGGCGAAGAAUAUCGCUGCGAUGCUAUUCUUCAGCCAAUUCGGCGGACCCGCCGUGGUUCCAAGAGCUGCGCACCGAAAUGUUGCAGCGAGACGUCACACAUCUUCCUGAGUUCAUCGCCACUCCGCACGAAUUCAAGCUAUCGCAAACCAUCACGGGCUUCUUACCUCGAGAAUGGUGCUAUGCCCCAGGUGUGCGUAGUCGCAUGGUGCCGUUUGGCCAUCACUUGAUAUGGUUCAAUCCCGCGGUGCGGACUCCCGAGUUACUUCCAGAUGGAACAGACGCGUCGCAGAGCCCGGGCGGGCCGUGGGUGCGGCGCAUGUGGGCUGGCGGCUCGAUACAAGUACGACCCGACGAGUAUUACGAUCAUAACCGCGGUUUUAGAGUCGAAUUUCCCAUGUCUGGGACGGAGCACAUAAAGCAUGUCCGACUGCAUGGGGAAGGCGACACUGCCAAGAUCUUUGUCACGAUCGAGCGGCGCUUUGCACGGGUGGACAGCGUAGGGAGAGCGUACAGUGCGAAGCAUGGAAAAUUAGGAAAGGAUGGAGGCCGCAAACUGAAGACUUAUCUCGAGCAGCAGUUGCGCGACGGCGAUGAUUGGGGCGAUGCCAUCGUGAAGGAGGAGCGUAACCUGGUCUUUUUCAAAGAGCGCACCGCUGCAGAAUUGGAGGCAGUCAAAGCCGGCCAGAUGGCCACCGUGAAGUAUUUACAGCCCCCUGGGAAGCCAGACUUCUCACAUGCCCUCACCCCCGACCGCGCCCUCCUGUUUCGCUUCUCCGCUCUUACCUUCAACGCCCAUCGCAUACACCUCGAUCCGGAGUACGCUCGCAACGUCGAAGGCCACCGCAACCUGCUAGUCCAUGGUCCUCUCUCCCUGCUCCUCAUGUUGAAGACCAUGAAGCAUCACCUGUACACACAGACCGAGGGAAAGCAAGAUCUAGAGUCCAUCGAGUAUCGCAAUCUAGCGCCGCUGUACUGCGACGAGGAGAUGCGCAUAUGCGGCUUGGAGAAGAAGAAAUUGCAAAAUGGCAGUAUAUACGAUGUAUGGAUUGAGGGGCCGACUGGAGGUGUCGCUGUCAAGGGCACUGUUUACACCACAGUAAAGAAGACCUCAGCAAUCCAAGCACGCACCAACAAAGCACCUAGGGUAUCGACCGAUAAGCCGAAACCGCUGGGACCCGGUUCUAGGAGGCCAGACAUCACAGCACUCCACGCGGGUACCAAGAAGACGCCAAAAUCGCAAAGUAGCGGUCAAAAUCACAUCGCAUCAGGGAGCGAACGGUCAUCCCAAGACUCGCCGGUACCUUCAGAGCUUACUACAAGUUCAGAGUCCACUCCAAGCUCAGAGCCUACCAAGAACCCCGAGUCCCCGACGAGUUCUGAGCCUCCAUCCCAGCCCCAAGGUGAGACUCCAAACAAACCUACUCCCAGUGAAACUACUUCUCAACCAUCAUCUAGAGAAGUAAACCCCACAAGCACACAAACAACAAGCCGAACGUACCGUCGCAAGCGUGCCACUAACACCACGGCCUACAACUUCAUUUCCCUUCCUCCCAGCGAAGCACCGUCUGCUCGCGUCGUCGACUCGUACAAGCCAGUGAAACCGACGAUAUCGAUACGUUCAAGGGAAAUCAUACGACGCGCUCGUCGGCGUGUCCCAAAGGACGUUCGUGUCGAGCCUAUACCGCUGGUUCGCAGGUUCGAUGCGACACCGUACACUCCAGACCCCGUUCGCACGGCUUCGAGACAUAGCAGAUAUCUGAGGGAGGGCGUUAGGAAGAUCGAGAAGCCUAGUGUUCGCCUUGUUGCGGAGCAGCUGUCUGAGCGUGCGGCGCUGAGGAAGAGGAUCGGCUUUAGAUAUGUGCAUCGGUGAGGUCCUCGUUCGGUGAUGGCGGUAUUGUACCCUUUGUAUGUACGAUCAUCGUGUAAAUAAAUAAGUCCGACGACACACUUUCAAGCACUUAUUGGCCUGUCUCGCGUGUGCACCAUUUCGUCA